AUGGCCCCUGGUAUCUUUUAUCCUCAGCAUCAACUACAGGACUACGGCUGUCCUUCAACAACGAUAAGUAAAAAAAGUUGUAAAAAAUGGGAUUUUUAUGAAAUACAACCUGAAGGUCAUGUUGUCUGCCAGGCACCUCAUCUUCCAAAGCAGUCAUUUAUUUUUGGCAAGUACUGGCCACCGAUAUUCAAGCCAGAAAAUAUAAAAAGUGUCAAAAAUAUGAAACCCCGCGAUGACGACGUAUUUGUUUGCACGUACCCAAAAUGUGGGACCACUUGGAUACAACAUAUAUGUGCUCAACUGAUGAGUAAUAAGUAUGGGCCUGAAGCUGGAAAUGAAUUGUCUAUAACAAGUCCAAUGAUUGACCGGAUGGGGGCAGAAUACGCUGACCGCUUGUCCAGUCCACGGUUGCUCAAAACACACAUGACUUGGGAUGAUCUACCUAAGAAUCCGAAAGCGAAAUAUAUCUUCUGUGUCCGAAAUCCUAAAGAUUGUUUAGUCAGUUAUUACUUCCAUAACCAGAACUUCAAGAUAUACAACUACGAAGAAGGAGAGUUUGAUUAUUUCUUCAACUUUUUCAACUCGAAAAAUAUAGCUUUUGGGAAUUAUUACGACCAUUUCCUCAGCUGGAUAAGUCACACUGAAGAAGAAAAUGUAUUAUUUUUGAAAUAUGAAGACAUGUGGGAAAAUCUUGAAGACGCUGUGAAAAAAAUAGGACGUUUCCUUGGUGGAAGGGCUGUACAGAAGAUUGAGGAUGAAGAAGAGUUUAGAAGGAUCGUGAAUGAAAGCAAAAUUGACUCGAUGAAAAAGGACCAGUCGAGAUGGUUCCCCGCUGACAACUUGCGAGGAAAACCGUUUAUAAGGAAAGGUGGAAGCCGAGACUGGAAAAAUUACUUUACCAAGGAGCAGUCUGAUUGUAUGGAUAAAGAAUGGCGUGAAAAAGUUUGUGGUACGAUUGCGGAGAACUGGUGGAAAGAAGAAAUGGCUUGGGACGUCAACGUAGAGACUACCAAGACUGUGCAAGAAGACUUUUAUAGUUCUGGUCCACUGUCUCCCACCGACGAUUUCUUAUUUACUUCUUCAGACUUGGGGUCCUUUGGAAAACCUAGUGAGUCAAUUUUAAUCGGUUCGUGUCGGCAGCAUCUCUCGUCGACAUCGAGCGAAUCAGGUUAUGGAUCGUUUGAUGAAAACUUUAUUGAAGGUCUGUUAAAGAGAUAA
Molecule: messenger RNA, 1218 nt
Organism: Enterobius vermicularis (human pinworm)
Lineage: Eukaryota; Metazoa; Nematoda; Chromadorea; Rhabditida; Oxyuridae
Source: the annotation of a GenBank genome assembly